CUCUUUUCAGUUUUGCGCAUGUUCCUUUUCCACCAGCCAUGACCCAAUAUCAUGGCACCUGGUCGCAGCUCAGUCCUGGGGAGCUUGAGAACGUAAAAUUGUGGACUUCUGAUGAACGCUCACAAUAUUUGCAGAAUCAGGGCAUUGUCUCUGCCAAGCAGGAUCCCUCAAUCUCCAGAUUUCUUUCAGAUGUUCUGGUGGACAGUGGCCUGCCAGCUCCGUGGAUGUUUCGCAGGGAUGAUGAAGGCAAUGCUUUUUUCUGGAAUCAAACCAGCAACGAGACUUCCUGGGUGCACCCGCUGGAUCUGACUCUCCGCGAGGUUUCCUGCGUCUUCCAGACUUGCCUUCAACUAUCACCUGAGCUUCGAAACAACUGCAUCAACUCUCUUCAGGAGAGCUGGGAAGCCAGUAUCACGAAGAUGCUCAGUGGUUGGGAACGGGCAGAGGAUGAAUCAGGCAACGUCUACUAUCACAAUGAGAGCCGGGAGGAUUCAAUCUGGGAGCAUCCGUCUCAGGUAUUCCUACCUAUGCAACAAAUGAAAGAGCAAGCGCUGAACCGCAUGAGGGAUUUGGCCUAUUUGGAACACGUAGGUGCCACUCCACGCAAGCAGGGAAGCAAGGAAGUCUACGAAGCCUUGAAGAUUUGCAAGCUGAAGCUGGCAGACCAGAUCUCCAUCCUGUCGCCACAAGAAGCAGCCUCCACGGACUCUGCGGUAGAAGCGGUUGACACUGAAGCUUGCCAAACUCAGGUUGAGAUGUUGCCUGAGAAGCAAAGUACGGUGGCUCCAGAGGUGCCUUUGCCUGAUCCGGAUCCGAUGCGCGCAACAACACCACGCACAGCGACCAGCGCAACAAGGACUUCAACUGGUGAACACAGGAAUCCUUCAUCUCGCGAGAGGAAUGGAACAGCUGCCAAGUCAGUCUUGCGAAUCGCCAGUGACACCCUGCAGGCAAGACGUGCCCUCCCUCUCCCGACUUCGGACCCAAAGCUCAGCAAACGACCGGUCUUGCGAUCUGCCUCCGAGUCACAAAUAAACUUGGGCUCGACUGCAGCUCGAACUGACUCUUGGCUUGUGUCCUGUGUGCCAUUUGCUUCGGGUGGUUGAUUGAAGGUUCAGGCGCUAGAAAAAUCAUCGCUAGCGCCAUUGUUCAUAUCACAUUUGAGUGAAGAUCAUGUGCACUUCCGCCCAAAAGUCUGAAGGGGAGUGUGUCACAGACAUGAUAGAGCCGAACUGUUUCAGGGCGUGGAUCCUUGUUUGCUGGCGUCCAAUAAAUUUGACACAGGUAAAGCGCUCCCUGACCGAAGAGAAGGCCUGGUGGUGGCUUGAUGUCCCCCAAAGGCGAGCGUUGAAGAUGUGAGCGCAAAGAUGAGGACGAGUCUGAGUCUUUCUGAGGGCUCAACCAACUCAGCAAAUUCAGCGGACUCAGCGAAGGUUUUGCUUCUGAUAAUGUAGAUUUUUUGGAUCGAAUGCGUUGCACCAACUCUGCCUUCCAAAGACGGAGGCCUGUUGCUGUUUGCAACUGUCAGGUGGUUCAGUGUUUCACCCCAGGCAGGGCAUCACUCAGCGUUUCUGGUCCUGAAUGCUCAUGCUCAUAAUCAACAGCGAAGCUAAUAAUUACUGCUAGGCGUUUUGCGCACAAUAUCUGUUGGUCACAACGGAGGAGCUACAAGAGUUGACUGCACUUUGGAGAAAAUGAGAGCUAAUGCCUAAUAAGUUAUUUUUGUUUUCCAAGGAAAGUCUAGUAAAAGAGAGUCUUGAACAUGCAGCCUUUGCUUUGGAAUUGUUGUGGUACGUACAGGUGCAUAAUGUAGGGUACUGUUUGAUGCAGCACUGAAAGCUAGUGGCAUGAAGCCAAGUUAGGGCCUGCUCGCCCUCUUGCGCCAGCGCUCCAGUUUCAAUCUGAACAAGUUGGAUACUGC
Durusdinium trenchii is the source of this 1921-nucleotide messenger RNA. Lineage: Eukaryota; Dinophyceae; Suessiales; Symbiodiniaceae. The record is from the annotation of a GenBank genome assembly.